AUGAACUUUGCUGCACCAUCACUUGGUUCUGUUGGUGGUAGAUCUGCUACAAAAGCAUUUGAGUUUGGAAGAACCUAUGUAGUCAGGCCUAAAGGUAAACACCAAGCAACUAUAGUUUGGUUGCAUGGCCUCGGGGAUAAUGGCUCCAGUUGGUCCCAGUUAUUAGAGACCCUUCCUCUUCCAAAUAUUAAAUGGAUAUGUCCAACUGCUCCUACUCGACCAAUGUCUGUAUUUGGUGGCUUUCCUUCUACCGCUUGGUUUGAUGUGGAAGAGCUUUCUGAAGAAGCUCCCGAUGAUCUUGAAGGUUUGGAUGCUUCAGCAGCACACGUUGCCAAUUUGUUGUCUACAGAACCUGCAGACAUUAAGCUUGGUGUUGGAGGGUUUAGCAUGGGAGCAGCGAUUGCCCUUUACUCUGCAUCCUGCUUUACUGCUGGAAAAUAUGGGAAUGGCAAUGCUUAUCCAGCCAACAUAAGUGCAGCUGUUGGUUUAAGUGGCUGGCUUCCAUGUUCAAAGACUUUGAGUAACAAGUUACAAGGUGUAGAUGAAGCUACAAGGCGUGCUCAAUCUUUUCCCAUUUUGAUGUGUCAUGGAAAAGGUGAUGAUGUGGUUCCUUAUAAGUUUGGUGAGAAAUCAUCGAAAUGCUUAAGUUCUAAUGGAUUUCAGGAUGUAACUUUUAAAGCUUAUAAUGGGCUUGGCCACUACACAAUUCCAGAAGAGACGGAUAAUGUUUGUGCUUGGCUAACAUCAAAACUGGGUCUUGAGGGCGAUGCUGCUGCAUAG
This is a messenger RNA of Lathyrus sativus (Indian pea), 780 nucleotides long. Lineage: Eukaryota; Viridiplantae; Streptophyta; Magnoliopsida; Fabales; Fabaceae. The record is from the annotation of a GenBank genome assembly.